AUGACAUCCUCUAGUGCUGUGGAAGAUGAACGUCUAACUGAUCUCAGUUCGGAUCUCAGUGAUGAGGAACACGCUGUUGAGCAGCCGGAAGAGCUUCGUGCUGUAACACCGCGCCCUGUCUACAGUGAUGAGCAACUGCAUCAACUGGUGGAAUAUAUACAACGGAUGACCCUGCUCUAUGCCUUAAAUCAACGAGAUUGGCAUGAGAAGGCAUUGGAUAUCAUACGCCGUUGGCUUCUGGAGGUCAAUGAGCCCUUGCUAACAAUAUCGUAUGGACAGGAUAAACUUUUAACUGCCUGUUUGGGCCUUCCAUCUGGCCAUGUAAUGGACCUAUCCUACUUUCGUCGCGAUGAACCAAAUCUGAUAUUCAAAGUUGAGGGAUUUCACGAUGAGAUCAAUUUCGGUACCAUUCACAGCGAUGUCGACGGUUGCCUGGCAAAUGUGUUGGAAAAUAUCUACAUGCCAUUUUUUCGUAACUUUUCCGAAUGGAAUUCCAGUGUCCGUUUGCGUUUCUGUUCUAGCUUGGAUAGAUUUUUGGCUUUUCUCACUGGAGUGCAUUGUAAAAUUGGUGGAAUGACUGUUCUCUAUGUGCCCUAUGUGAUGAAGCAACUGAUUGGUGAUGGCCAGGAACUUGUUAGGCCAGAUAGACAGCUCGUUAAGAGUCUGGAAGCCAUUGCCGUCUUUUGGUCCACUCAAAUACGCACACUAUUGGGCGAUCGUUCGCUUACAGUGCCUCAAGAUUUGACAACGGUGCAGGAUGAAUUCGAUUUCUGGAAAUAUCGAUAUGAGGUCCUGCAGGGCAUCAAUACCCAACUUACCCAUCCGGAUGUUAGGAGAAUUUUAAAGGUUUUAAGACAAUCGCACUCUGUACACAUGCCACAAAUUGAGGAACUGAUUGAAUCAGCCAAUCGGGAGCUCUUGCAAUCUUUGUCUAAUAUUAAAUAUCUUCACCUACUCAUCGAAGCUUGCGAGAAAAUUGAUUUGGCUCCAAGUCCCAAUGAGUUGCCCAAAUUAUUGCCUCGCAUUAUUCACUUGAUACGCUUCAUUUGGCUUAAUUCCGAGUAUUAUACUUCAGAUGACCUAAUAACUGGCCUCUUUCGCAAUUUGAGCAAUCAAAUUAUCAGUUAUUGCACAGAUAAGGCUAAAAUUGAGGACAUACUCAUGGGCCAGCCGAGAUUCGGUUUGAAAAUCUGCAAUGUUAGCAUUGAUUGCUGUUUGAUCUACAAGAAAAUUCUGGAGGAAAUGUCCAAGGAUGUGCAAUGGCAGCUGGAUAUGGGUAUUAUAUUUAAUCACAUCGAUGCCUUUGUGGAGCGUUUGAAUGAUGUCUCUGAUAUAUGUGAGUCAAUGAUAGUUUUCGGUCGUCUUGAUGAGUUCGAUGAAAUACCCAAGCCUCAGUUUGGUGGCAGCCGAGGCGACGAAUUGGCCCAAACCGCCGAUGCAGUGGAGCAAAAGUUUCUUCUUAUACUCAAACAAUUGCAGCAUUUAGAGGGCUCUAGCAGCUCACCAUCGAUUAUUUUGAAUGUGCAUUGUGAGGAAUGGUACGAUCGGGUGGCUGAUUAUAGGAAAAGUAUACAAAAUUUAGAGGAGACUAUCCAACGUUUGAUUUACAAUGUCUUCCAGCGGGUUUGCAAUGUGGAAGAGGCAUUGGAGGCCCUGCAAACAAUGAUCUAUUAUUCGUAUCGUCAUCGGGGUACAUUGAGGAAAACCUAUUUACGUCAAGUCAGUUUGGUGUGGCAAAUGUUUUCCGAUGAAAUGGAUUUUACCGUGCGACAUCUUCUGGAGCAGAAUCAGCAUGAAGAGUCUUGGCUCUUAUCGAAAUAUGUGUCGAGAGCAUUAAACUAUCGUCUUAAUCUUGAGCGUCUAAGUUGGCUAAAAGAUCGCCUUAAAAAUGCCGAGUGGUUGCCCGCUGUUAAAGAAGCCAUUCCAAUAAUUUCGAAAUUUGAGUUACUUAAAAAGGAAUUCAAUCGAGCUGUGCGUCAAUCGUACGAAGAUUGGCAAAAUAAUUCAUCGGCAAGUAUAUUGGAUUUGUCACAGAGAUUGGAGCGUUAUCUAUUGAUAAAGCCGACAACUGGCAAGGGUAAAUGCUUGCUGCAAUGCAAUAUCGAUCCAGUUUUCAUGGAACUGUGUGAUCAGGCGCAUCAUUUCGAGAGAUUCGGUUUCGCCAUACCAGCACAGUUGAAGAAACUCUAUGAACGUGCCGAUUACCUGAGAUGGCUAUAUAAUAGUCUACUCACCUUAUGUCUGAAUUAUAAUCAUAUCAUACUUUUACUCACCGAAAGAGAACGUAAAUUGUUUCGUCCUUUGAUACAAGAAUGCGAUCGUCAGUUGGCUCCUUGUCAAUUUAAGCUCACCUAUAACUCUGAACUAUCGGAUGAUUUCUUUGAAGAAAGUCUGGAUUAUAUAGAAAAUGUACGUGAUAUUUGUUAUAUCUAUAAGCGAGCAAAUCGUGAGAUUAAAAAACUUUGCGAGCAAAUUUGCGAUCUUUCCAUGUUGCAUAUCAAUUUUACGGGAGCUCUGGACAUUGCUGUCUUUGAGGAGCAUUUGUUUAGUGGACUGAAUAAAUCUAGUGAAUCGCUUACUGAUUAUUAUAAUCAUAUUGUGGAACUCUUGUUUGCUGUCAGUAGGCAAUUUCAGAGCAUACGAGAUGAGAUGUCCUUGGAAUGGUUUAACUAUGUAAAUAUUCUUGAUGAUAUGCUUGCCACUGCCUUUAUGACUAGUUCACGUUGUUCGCUAUCGAAGAUUUUCGAUUUGCUUCAUUGUGACCCAAAUAUGGCACCAGCAUCGGUUUUGGUCAUGGAAUCGGAUGUCAAAGACGGAGAUAUUGUUUUCAAUCCUACCAUGUCUGAUGUUGGAAAUCUCUUCAAUGGGAUUAUAGACCGCAUACAGAAUAUAAUCGAUCAGUUUCCACGUUUGGGCUGUAAAUUGAAAUUGCCUAAUGAGGAACAGCGUCCGGGUUUUGCCAAGGUAUUUCGUGAGGAUCAGGAAUGCAAGGAUUUGGUGCAAGGCAUUGAGGGGGCAAUCAAACAACAAUCUGAGGAAAUUACAAAAUAUGUAACAAAAUGGAAUCAACAUUCCGAGCUAUGGAAAACAUCGGAACCUAAGUUUAUUGAAACUCUUAAAGCGAGUCCAAGGACUGCUCAAAUAUUUGAGGGCAAAAUUGAGCAUUAUAGUUCAAGGGCCGAUGAUAUAUCCUUUGUGGAUGCCAUUACAAAUGUGAACUUUAUUCUAAUCAAUCAGAAUGCCCUAAAGAGUUCCAUACUGGAUUGGAUUGAGAAAUGGCAGGCAUUGAAUAUAAAAAUAUUACUCGAACAUAGCUCCAAUUGGAUGAGAGCCGUUUAUCGCUAUAUGCGACGGAAUGAGAGGCAAGUGAUGCAAGUUCCUCGUACUCAGCGUGAAACUAUUCAGGCAAAGUCCUUCUACGAGCGCCUCGUUAAGGAUGUGCCCAUAAAACAGGCCUCCUUUAGUCCCCUGCUUGAUCUGUUCGUCCUUCUGCAUAAGUAUCAAGUGGAGUUGUCAGAGAAGACUCGUUUACAGGUCUCCAGCCUGGAAUCCACUUGGUUGCAUUAUAUACAAACUCUGAUAGAGGCCGAUGGCAUGCUCGACAUGGAGAGUGAUGAAUUUAAAUUGGAAUUGACUAAACAAAUGGAUAAAUUUAAGCAUAUUCUUAAAGAAUUUCAAGAAGACUAUUACGCUAAAGUGCCCAAUAAAUAGGCCAUCAAUUGUGGUUAAUCCUAAUUAAUCGCAAUCGGCAAGUGAGUUGAAGUUAAUUGUCCUCGUGGUCAUCAGCUCUGUGGGAUUAAUGCGGCAAAAACAAUUACAUAUAAAAUAUAAUUUUAAAAAUGAUUACCAACCACAGAGUAUUGGAGAAAAUAACUCUUUAUUAUUAGAGUUAUGGGCUUCAUUCAAACAAAUAAUUAUUAAUAUUUAUUAAGUACAAAGAUGUAAUUUUAUCAUUUAAUAACAAAAUAAAAUUUCGUUUCGCUUUAAUUACUAGUUACCAUCUGUAAGAAAGUUGUUCUCAAAUCUUAGUUAACAUCUUUACAAAAAGCGAGUGUACAGCGGAGGGAAAAUAGUUGUUUUACCAUGACCAAGUGACGCUACAAACUAAUGUGGCUAAUUAGGGAUUUUACCUGGAGAUUUGACACUGCAGAUCUAAUUACACUUACAUAUUAAAUGCCUCACCUAGUCCAUCGACUAGGUGGAGACCUACUAAAUCUUCAAUUCUGUUGUUCCCGAGUUCGAACCCCGACGUAGGUAGGUUCAAGCAAGGUAGUUCCGUUGGGGAUAAUGGAAAAGAUUGCCGUUAACGAAUACUUUUUCAAUAUAUUAAAUGCCUGAAACAAUCUGCUACAUCUUAAGGAUAGGAAUGGGCAUGGGCAAUUAGGGAUUUCAUCCGGAAAGUGCCUUCGUCGAA
Messenger RNA from Drosophila willistoni, 4414 nucleotides. Its product is annotated as dynein-1-beta heavy chain, flagellar inner arm I1 complex. Bases 1 to 3711 code for a protein of 1236 amino acids. The record is from RefSeq and is a predicted model, not a curated record. The transcript has 5 exons. Lineage: Eukaryota; Metazoa; Arthropoda; Insecta; Diptera; Drosophilidae.